GAGUGGGAGGGAGGGAGGGCGGGCUGGCAGGAGGGAGAGAAGAAGGGAGACUCAGAGGCCAAGGCCAGUGAGGACUCCCCUUGGGAUCACACUGAACUCGCCACACCACUAAGGUGGCUGAACCCUCUGCAUCAACAAGCCCAGGUUCAACCCCAGUGUCCCCAUGGAUUUUCCUGGCCUAGGGGCCCUGGGGACCUCAGAACCCUUGCCCCAGUUUGUGGAUUCUGCCCUGGUGUCCUCAACAUCAGAUUCGGCGGGUUUCUUUUCCUCUGGGCCCGAGGGUUUGGAUGCAGCAUCUUCUUCCACUUCCCCAAAUGCAGCCACAGCCGCAGCGUCGGCACUGGCCUACUACAGAGAAGCUGAGGCCUACAGACACUCCCCAGUCUUUCAGGUGUAUCCACUGCUCAACAGUAUGGAGGGAAUUCCCGGGGGCUCACCUUAUGCUAGCUGGGCCUAUGGCAAGACAGCACUCUACCCUGCCUCAACUGUGUGCCCCAGCCACGAGGAUGCCCCUUCCCAGGCCCUGGAAGACCCGGAAGGGAAGAGCAACAACACGUUCUUGGAAACCUUGAAGACUGAGCGGCUGAGUCCAGACCUCCUGACCCUGGGGACUGCACUGCCUGCAUCGCUCCCUGUCACCAGCAGUGCUUAUGGGGGAGCUGACUUUCCCAGUCCUUUCUUCUCUCCCACUGGGAGCCCUCUCAGCUCAGCAGCCUAUUCUUCCCCUAAGUUUCAUGGAAGCCUGCCAUUGGCCCCUUGUGAGGCCAGAGAGUGUGUGAACUGUGGAGCAACGGCUACUCCACUGUGGCGGAGGGACAGGACAGGUCACUACCUGUGCAAUGCCUGUGGCUUGUAUCACAAGAUGAAUGGUCAGAACCGGCCUCUCAUCCGGCCCAAGAAGCGAAUGAUUGUCAGCAAACGGGCAGGCACCCAAUGCACUAACUGUCAAACGACCACUACAACACUCUGGCGGAGGAAUGCCAGUGGAGAUCCGGUGUGCAAUGCCUGCGGCCUCUAUUUCAAGCUCCAUCAGGUGAACCGCCCACUGACCAUGAGGAAAGAUGGAAUCCAGACAAGGAACCGCAAGGCAUCCGGCAAAGGGAAAAAGAAGCGGGGGUCGAAUCUGGCAGGAGCAGGAGCAGCUGAAGGACCAGCUGGUGGCUUCAUGGUGGUAGCUGGUGGCAGCACUAGUGGGAAUUGUGGGGAGGUGGCCUCAGGCUUGACACUGGGCACUGCAGGUACUGCCCAUCUUUACCAGGGCCUGGGACCUGUGGUGCUGUCAGGGCCUGUCAGCCAUCUUAUGCCUUUCCCUGGACCUCUGCUGGGAUCGCCUACGACCUCUUUCCCCACAGGUCCUGUGCCUACCACCAGCAGCACCAGUGUAAUAGCCCCACUCAGUUCUUGAAGGUACACAGAAUGGCCUUGACCUUGUGGCAGAGGAGAUCCCCUCCCCUUUUAUGGAGACAGGAUCUUCUGUAGCUAUGUAGCUAUGAACUAUGUAGAUAAGGGUGAUCCCACAUUUCCCACUCUCCUGCCUCUACCUUCCGAGUACUGAGCUUAAGGCAUGUAUGGCUAUGCCUGACAUUGUCCUUCCUUUCAGUUUUGUUGUUGUUAUUGAGACAGGGUUUCACGCUGCAGCCUAGGCUGGCUUUGAAUUCCCUAUGUAGUCCAGACUAAGCUCAAGCUUGAGAUCCUCCUGCCUCAGUUCCUGAGUGCUGGGAUUACAGGGCAUGUGCUACCAUGCCCGUUUCUCCCUCCUCUUAGAGCCACCGGCCUUUACAGCCCAACCAUCUCCUUGCCCUGCAUCCUCAAAGAUUUUGUAAAAUGAAACCACCAAAGGCCUGACCUGGAGACGUGCGCUGGUAUUUGGUUAAAUAAAUGUCAGUGUCAAGUGGA
This is a messenger RNA of Mus pahari (shrew mouse), 1896 nucleotides long. It is a transcript of the gene Gata1, whose product is annotated as GATA binding protein 1. Gene Ontology annotation, molecular function: DNA-binding transcription factor activity, RNA polymerase II-specific; zinc ion binding; RNA polymerase II cis-regulatory region sequence-specific DNA binding. The transcript has 6 exons. Gene Ontology annotation, biological process: negative regulation of transcription by RNA polymerase II; cell fate commitment; positive regulation of transcription by RNA polymerase II. The record is from RefSeq and is a predicted model, not a curated record. Lineage: Eukaryota; Metazoa; Chordata; Mammalia; Rodentia; Muridae. The coding region runs from base 164 to 1405 and encodes 413 amino acids.